Molecule: messenger RNA, 3679 nt
Organism: Triplophysa rosa
Lineage: Eukaryota; Metazoa; Chordata; Actinopteri; Cypriniformes; Nemacheilidae
Exons: 21
Coding region: 1135-2829 (564 amino acids)
Source: RefSeq, a predicted model, not a curated record
GCAUUUCUGUCUAUGAGCCACAUGCAUCAUAUUAUGCUCAACUUGGAAGAAUAAUGGUCACAUACGAUGUGAAGCAGAACUCCUGGCAUUGCCCUUGUGCCAGGUCAAGAAGAUCCUGGCUCCAUAAAUACUGUACAUUGCGAAAUGGCACCUUUUCCAGACUGAGCGUCAGCUAUUCAGGGCAGUUCAAAGCACAGAUCAGGCCAGUCCAAUUAAUGAACAUGUUGAUGAUGCAGGUCUACUGUACCCCCCAACAAAAGAGCUGGAAUCUAUGAUUCUCUACACCUUGAACAAGAAGACCAUCCCUGCUGUUCUUCCUGAGCACCUGCGCCUGCCUUCAUUUUCAAGCACAUACCCUACCAGCCUCAUUCCUGAUGAGAUGUUCUGCAAUAGAUGCGCUGGAAAUGUACCCUUAUCAGACCCUCUGCUCAUAACAUCAAAAGCCAACAUUUUUACAAAUAGAAUUAUCCAUGAUGUUUCUACUUACUCAAAAUGUUGCCACCAAUGUGGAAUCCACUACAGGUAUCAGGAGUGGAAAGAUGGCCUGCACAAUUUUAAUGACAGUGUCAUCCUUGACCUCCCCUUUUGCCUGCAUAUUCGAAACAUGCUACAGGUCCACACUGCUGUUGGAAGAGUGGUUGAGUGUCUGGAGCUCACCAUAAGGGAACAGUUUCCUCCAGCUAAAACAGUGCUCCACGCCUAUCUUCAUUUUGAGGCACUCACAAAACACGAGUAUGAAUACUCUUGUGUGACAUGUGGGGAUCAUCCAGCCGUUGUAAUCAUGGAUCUCCACAGAAAAGGAGCAUUCAAUAUGUCAUGUAAGUCAAUGUCAAAUUUAUUUAUAUAGCACUAUUUAACUCAACCAAGGUUGACCAAUGUGCUGCACAAUAAAACAGAUUCAAGAUAAGUGUGCUUCCAUGGACCAAAUUGAUAUUCUGUGCUUGGGGCAAAUAAUGCUUUCCAGGUCAAUUGACACAGCAUGUGCAUGUUUUCCAGCAGCAGGCUUUUAUCUAUUGAUUUCCAUUAUAUACAUAAUCUUAAUAAUACUUUGGCUUUCUUUAUGUUAUUGGUGAGUGACAUCAAACCACCAGUGACAUCAAACCACUGCCGAAGAAUUUUAACGGAUACGUGGAUAUGGAAGACUUCUGGGAGACACUGGCCCUGCAAAUGAUUGGUCGUGGCUUUGUAAAAAGACAGAGCGACAACCCCUUCACUGUUCACCCCAAUUACCAAUUCUGGGCACCGUGGAUUGGAAGACAUACACGCAAGUCCAAUCAGUGUCUCAACACAGAGUUUGAGAAAAUCCACCAACCCAAAGAAGCUGAGAUUUGUGAUAUAACUGUCUCUGAAGAUAGGCUUAAAAAUGAGCUUCAUAAGAAAAAGGUAUCAGUGAUAAGGAAGCUGUGCAAGGAAUGUGGCAUUGAUUCCAUUGGCUCAAAAACAGACCUCCUAGAGAGACUUUCAUCUGAAAUGAAAACUAGACAGACUUAUGACAAAGUGUUUGAAAAGAUUUGGGGUGCCUCAGGAGGAUGGGCUGUGGUAAUGUGCCCUUGUGGCAUUGUGAACAGCAUAAAAUGCUGUUUGCGCGCAGAGAGUCCGAGAGACUUUGCAGAUAUCCUCCUCUCAUGGAAGCACAUACCAAAUGUCGUCAUCUAUGAUUUCGCACGUGGACUGGCCACACACACCAAUCUUCGCUCCUCAGAGGUGCUAACAUUCACACCACAUGGAGGUCGUCUAGCUGACCCAACAGACAGCAACAUAAAGAUGGCAAAGGAGGGAAAGUUCAAGAUCUCCUUACCAUGGCUUAAUAUAAAAAAACAAGGCCCCGACAGCCAUGGCCAUCCAAUUACAGGCUCAGCAGAGCACUAUGUCCUCAAUGACAAAUUUCAUGAAGACAAUUCGAAAGAUCAACGGGAUGCUCUCCGCAAGAUUGGUAUUGUAGCCCAACUUGCUGGUAAAGUAAACAGCCAGGUUGUGGAGCAGUUUUUUAGCAAAUUAAAGAAAAAUAACUACUUUCUGAAUAUGACCCUUCCAUCAACCCACAUCUUCCUCAUGAGAAGUAUCAUCCACCACCACAACAGUCAGAAGAAUUUGAGAAGACUAGAGGCUUUCAAGAGAGUCUUUGGGACAGAAGUUGUGCUGAACAUCAGUCACCAGGCUGUUCUUGCUACUUUAGAUAUGUCAGAGACCUCCACUCAGCCUCAUGCCACAGAUGGCCAAGUGACCAAUGUUUGUGGCUCAGAGGCAACAGUAGAUGUGCCAGCUUUGCCAGAGUCUGUUUCCCCUGUAACAGGAAUAGUAACCUCUGCAGAUGGGAUCAUGCAGGAACAGCCUGAGCAUAUGAAUUUAGAUGAUGCAGAUGAAAAUUCAACCCAAGCUUGGAAGAAGCCUCAUAAUCCUCUACAAGACAAAUUGCUCAGAUACAUACUGGACACAAGGCGGCUGGCUGAUGAGGUCAUUGUGAAGGAGGGAGCGACAUGCCUUACAAGAGAAGAUUUUUGGACUUUAGGUUUGAGACGGGACAUGAAGUCUGAUAUUGGAAAUGCCUGCAUGAAAAUCAUCUAUGAAGAUGCUCGAGCACAUGGCAAAGACAUAUACAUUGCCGACCUGUAUCUUGUUCCAACAUGGAAAACUGGUAAAGAUCCCCUAGCGUACUUACCUACUGAUGCUGACAUGAAGGAUGCCCUUGUGUUUCCUGCAUGGACACAAGCUGCCGGCCCAGACCAUUAUGUUUUAUGUGAGUAUUGCACAUCGUCUCGAUCCUGGAAUGUGGACAGAAGUCGCAGGAUUGGAUAUUGGGGCCUUUCCUCAACAGACCAACAUCAAUGAUUGUGGGAUUUUUAUGCUCAUGUAUGCCCUCUACACUGUGCUGAACACUCCAUUUAAUUUCACUCUGAGAGUGGUGGUGUCUACGUCUCAUUGAGCGGUUUGAGACAGAGGGGCAUGGAAAAAGGUUUGCCCACUGGAACGAGGAGGCAAGGUGCCUGACUGAAGGGACAUUACAACCUCUUUACCGGGCUUUUCCAGGGCUAACUUAUGACCUGCCCCAACAUGUUGUUGUUGAGAGGAACCGAAGGUCAUGCAACCAAGCAUUGGUGGACUUCAUAGUAGCAACCAGAGGAACAGAUAACCACAUUCAGUCCAUCAUCAGUGGCCAAAAGAAGUCAAAGUGGCUUGACAUGUUUUCCAAUCCUUCUGCCAAGACCAUGCUUGUGCCUGUAUACAUCGACAAUCAGGACCAAAUUGAUGACAUCUACAUUCACCUCACUUCAGUUCAGUUCUAGACAGGACACCCACACACACUCACAGUGACACAAUUAAGUUUGUUCUGGAUGUCCUUUUUCCAGAGUCCAUCAUCUGUGCUCUUGCUGCUUUGCAAAAUCUCACCAUGCUGGAGGCUGAGGAGAAAUUUCUACAAGGGCCUGUCAUUGACAUAAGUGAGCGGGAGCAGUUUGACAGGAGGAUUAAACAUUUUUUAAAGAAGAGUGGCAACCCAUAGAGGUUGUUAUCGAGAGCCUAUGAUGAUCAUCAGUCCUCUUUUUGAUAAUGGUGUCAAUAAAUAAUGCUGUUCACAAGAAACUUGUCAUUUUUUUCUUUCAUAAAGCGGUGAAUUGUGUUUUUCUUCAUUAAAUAGUGUGCAGGACACUGUUCUAAAUAUUUUAUUGAUGGUUCAAAUGAU